AUGAACAAUCCUUGGCGACCAGCUGCAGCUCAAAUUCCAAAUGCCGAUUCUGCGGCUUCCAAUUCCUCGUCAUUUCCUAGUGAUCGUCUUGCUGCUAAAAAUCUUCCCAUUACCGUGGGAAUUGUCGCUUCUCGUAUUUCAUUUCUUCAAAGGCUUGCGGGCAACCAAAAAAAUAAGUCACCACCCAAAACACCUCCUGAAUUUCCACAUACAAGAUCGAUAUCGAAUACAAGACGAGAGAGGAGCAAUAGGUCACCUCCUCAAUCAAGGCCACCGUUAAACAGGAGAAGAGAACAUUCUCGUUCUAGCUUCGGUCGUCGACCAACUAACAUCUUUGGAAAUCCAGCUUCUCGAAAUUCGCAACCAAAUGAACAACUUCACACUGGGACGAAUCAUUCCUUCUUGGGUUUACAAACAACGAGAUUGAAUCAUGACGAGGGCCAUGCUAGAGCUGAUUAUAGAGGUACACCACGGAUCGAUGGAUGUAUUGGGCCUCCACCGGGUGGUUUGCGUGGCAUGGUUCAAGCAGACGCUCCUACUAGUGGGUGGGCUCCCAUCAUCGAAUCGUUAAAAACGCCGAACAAAAGUCGCAAUCAAAAGACUCCUCGCCACAAAGUUGAUAUUCACAGAGGCUUUCAGCGUUUAAAGGACACUUUUAUGUCGACACAAUUGCCACCGACCCCUCAAGUUUCUAACAAACAAAAUAGGGUAUCGAGUCCCCAUCGCCAAAAGAAAUUACCACACCAAUGUGAGCUGGCCAAUUCCGAAACAUCUGUACACACAACAUCAACACUUCGACGGCAAAGCGUUCGGGAUUUGUUUGAUACAUACAAUAUUGAAAGACCAGUUGGACUUGCCUCAUCCGAAGUGGUGCAUGGAGUCAAUAAAUCUCAGAGACAUCGAGUCUGUCAUCUGUGUAUGUGGAUUCAUGAUAAGAACGAGAACACCUGUUGGAAAUGUGGGCAUCGGCUAUGUAAAGCUUGUGAUAGACUGUUACCGUCUUCAAAGGGAGGCAAAGAUGUGAACUUUGAUUACAAUCAAGUUCUUUCUGGCACUCGACCGGAGCCAUUGAAAACAGGCCCUUAUAUAACAACACCUCGACCAGCAAGAGGGCAAAUAACAAAACUGUUGAGGCCAUUACCGCUUCCAUCAGAAACGGUCAAGAAAGUUGACCAACAGUUCAUUCCGACAGAACCUUUUCCUCCAUUCUACCCUAAGAAAUCGCCACCACAGAACAGUCCGAAAGCCGGACAUGGCCCAACUUCAGCACCCGGUAGACUUUUACAUUCAUGUCCUGGUAUUUACAUACCUGAAUAUUCUCGAAAGCUCAUGUCUAAACCUGAUGACGCCUCUCAACCACAACGCUUACAUUCUAUAACGGAGUCUUUGUGUCAACACAUCACCAACGAGCAUAGAUCAGAAUCACAGUCAUCGCAAAUGUAUGAUUGCAGAUGCGAUAGUUGUCAAGCUAUUGAUGAUGGAAGCUUUAUCUGUCGACACCCCACCUCUCCCUCACUGGCCCGAAGUGAUGAUGUGGUAGCUAUGAAUGGUGGCUACACAACUGAUAAUGGCAACAAUGAGAAUAUUUAUCGCUCUCGAUCUCAUCCUAACCCUUCUAAAUUUGUAGAUUCCUCCACGAGAUUACACCGACUAUUGAAAGGAUCCAUCCAUCGAUCAACACAACUCUGCCAUGAUUCUGACCAUCGUGAAAUUCCUCGGACUUCCAUGAGAUCAUGCCAGUUCGCAGGUCCAGUACAUCGAAACACACAGCUUAGCCAUGAACUGGAUCAUGAAGAUCACGCAAAGACCACAAGGCCUUCGACGGAUUCAUACCGCGUUUUGAAUCGAUCGACAUAUCGACCAACACAACCCAAUUAUGAAUCAGAUCACAUAGAAGACUCCAAACUCCUAGACAACUUCUACCCGUUUUUCAACGGACCAAUACGCGGAGCGGUACAAUCAAAUAAUAGGUCAGACUAUGUUGAGUGCCGUGGUUAUCCUCGAACUGGUCAUGGGCAUUGCGACCGUAGUCCUGUUGAUUCGGGCAUUUUGGGUGACUGUCAACACUGCUUGGAUGAUUGUGAGUGCUCUGCAUGCCAGAGUACCGUUCAUAGUGUUCGGUGUUGCACAAAUGAGGUUCAUAAACCUAUGAUUCAUCUUCAUCGUAGUCCGGCAAAAACCUCACUCAAUGCUUCAAACGUUUCGGAUAUUGGUCAUAGCAGUUUAGAACAGAAGCGGAAACCUUACAUAUUAUCUCGUUCUCAAACCUAUGAUCGUUCAACACUUCAUAAGUACGACAAUGUUUCGGAAUGGCUAGAGAGUCCCGAUGAUCUUUCACUUCAAAGACCUGACAGCCCCAUAGUUACUCCGACCAAGGCUGUUCACGCAUCAAAAGCCGUUCCAUCCAUUGCUGUCGGAAAGGCUAGUAAUUCGUCAUCGAUACCUCAGACUCAAUCAACCUGUGCCCCAUCAUUAGGACCGAUGAUAUCAAAUGAUACCGUACCAUUAAUCAAGAAAGCUCUCAACCAAGUUUCACAAGAUGCCGUCUCGAAAGCAGGUAUAAACCCAAAUCGUGCAUCUUCCAGUGAUGGCACCAAGGAUCAAUCUAUGGCACCCGUAAGAUCAAGUAGUCGAUUCCCCACAAACUCUUCCCCAGGCUAUUUCGCAUCUAAUCCCUGGCGACAGCAAGAAGCUGUGAGUUUCCCAAGAAGUUAUUCUUUUUGGAAGCAGAUGUCAAACUCUCCAUUGCAACAAGUAUCCAGACGUUCAACUGAUUGUGAGACAUCAGAUGUUUGUGGGCAAUCGGAAUGGGCUGAACAGAGGCUAAAGAGUUCUGAAUCUAUUUCACGGCAAAAAUCAAAAGGAAGAUUCGAACAAGAACAGGUGAGAAAAAAGGUUCAUCAAUGGGAAGAUAGGAGGUCGGAGACUAGGCGAGGAAGAGAUACAAUUAUUACCACUACAAGUGAGAUGGCAACACCUAGUGGAGGGUAUUUCGAUGCACAUAUGAGGCGGUGUUCUAGUGGGAGUGUACAGAAAAAGCGUUAUGAGGUACAAGGGGGUAUGGGAUCAAUUGUGGAGGAAGAUGGGGAAGAGGAAGUUGUGGACGAUGAUGAUGAUGAUGAUGAUGUGACACACGAUUGUAUUUGGAGGAGGGCGAUGGAUAUUGAUGAAGGGGGUAGAUAUCAUGAAUCUAGGGAUGAAGGACCUGGUGGAACAGAGGGUAUAGGUGUUGUAAAGGGGGUUACGGUUUUGAUUCAUAUGGAGAUUGGUGAGGAUUUGGUGCUGAGGACGAAUAUGGAGGGUGAAUUGAGUUGGGAGGGUUUGGAUAGGUUAAUGAGAAUUGGCAGGGGGGUUGGAGGGAUACGUUGA
Messenger RNA from Sclerotinia borealis F-4128, 3369 nucleotides. The record is from the annotation of a GenBank genome assembly. Lineage: Eukaryota; Fungi; Ascomycota; Leotiomycetes; Helotiales; Sclerotiniaceae.